GUUGGCUGUUCUGUUUCUCACCUCUUGAAUCUUGAUCUCGAUGCAGUCUUUUGCAUUGCUUGAAGCGGCAAUAUUUUGAGCUUCUCCUGAGAGUAAAACCAACGAAUUUAAAUUGAGAAAGCUUUAUUUAGGUGAAGGUCACCAUUUUACUUCUAACCGUUAUCAUGAAUUAGCGAAGCAUAUUAUUCGAUUUAAAGAUUGACGAUUUUCUCUUAUAUUCACAAUGGAGGCAAGCAGUAAUAAUACAAUGUAUGUGACCUAUGUUGAAAAGCAUGGAGCUUUCGUAAAGGUAUGGGGUCAGGUGGACAAACACUAUCCUAUUUCGAUUGAGAAUUGCUUAGGAGAAUUAAAGCCACAGUUUGACGAAGGGCACUACGCACUGGCAUCACCUGCUAGCAUUCAAAUUGGCCUGAUGUGCUGCGCGAAAUACAAAGAUGAAAUGUAUUAUCGAGCCAGAGUAACUAACGUCAGUUCGUUAUACCAGAACUUUGUGGAAGUCCACUUUGUCGACUAUGGGAACAAGGACAUUGUGCCGACCUCGGUUUUACGAAGCGGUGCAGAGUUGUCAAAUAUACUGGUGACGGUUCCUCCACAGGCCCACGAGUUCGUUUUGGCCAAUGUCACGCAUGUCGGUCACGCGUGGGAGGCACGUACAAUCGCGCUGAUCAGUGACGAGAUUCGGUAUAUGAACUUACAGUUUAUACCUGUCCAACAGAUUAACCCCUAUCUCACGUUGAUUAAGCUGUUUAAAAAUGGGGAAGACUACGCUCUUUCUUUGUUUAAUCGAGGGUACGUUUUGUGCAUGGCUAAUGUUUCUCAGACUAUGAUUUUGCAAAGUAUAAACUCGACUCCGCCACCUACGGUUAACCAAACACGUGUAGCUUUACCACCACCUCAAAUACCUCCAGGGAUACCAACACAAAUGCCUCAGGUGGCCGUUCCGGUCGCAGCACCCUCCCAACCGACCUUACCUGUGCAAAACACAACUACACUCCUAACAUUCAAAGGACAUACAAUUACCCCCGGAACGGACCACCAAGUAUACGUCUCCUAUGUUUCGGACGGACCCUGCCACUUUUCCGUGCAACUGCAGAGGCUAGAAGAAAACCUGGCGAAGCUAAUGCGCGAGCUGAAUCGAAUGGAGCUGCAACCUCUGGAAGAGCACCCCCUACCGGGCACGGUCUGUUUAGCCAAAUGUGUAGAAGACAACAAUAUUUGCCGAGCCGUCAUUACAAGUAUGUCGAAUAAUGAAGCCAAAGUUUUCUACGUGGAUUUCGGCAAUACUGAAGUAGUGGCAAACGAACGACUAUUCCAAAUACCCUUAAAAUUUGUGAUUAUGAAAGUGAUGUCGACACGCUACGCCUUGGCGGGCUUAGAAAACACUACCGUUACCUUGGAAAUGAAAUGUGCCUUUAAGGAAUUUGUUAGUGACAAACUGUUGAGAAUGCACAGUCUUCCUCCCCCAGCCAAGUUCGGCUUACCCCUCUGUCAUCUUUGGGAUGAGAAGCAAAACAAUGCCUUAGAUGUCAUGAGAAAAGUAGCCUUACUGGCCUACCCCGAAUCGACCACUCUCACUCGCGGAUUCUGCCAGGAAGUCAUUGUCAGCUACGUCUACAGCUGCAGCCAUUUCUAUGUGCAGCUAAAAUCGAAAGAGGAAGAUCUAAGAAGACUGAUGGAGGAAUUACAAGCCAUCGGCCCUCAAGCGCACCCAAUGAAACUCUCGGAGGCAAAAACUGGCCUGCCGUGUUUUGCACUCUUCGACACAGACGGUCAAUGGUACCGGGGCGAAAUUAUAAGCUUAGAAGGUGACAUAGUCAAAGUACGUUACGUCGAUUACGGUAACGAAGAACUAGUUAACAUCAUCAACCUGAGGAUACCGUCGGGAGAUAUGGUCACCGUUCUCAGACCCCAGGCUUUGGAGUGUUGCCUCAACGGUUACCAGAACAUGUCGGACGACGUUGAAAGAGACACCAUUUUGGAAGAGCUUAUUUUGGAGAAGGAAUUCUCGAUGAGAGUCAUCGAAAUGCACUCCAACCGGGCGCUGGUGGAUUUGAUUGAUAGCUCUCGUUACAAUGUUGGAUCUUUGCUGCUAGAGAAGCUCGCAUUGGCCCGGUCACAAGUUAGUCCCUUGCUGAUACAGGAUAGUUAUCAGAUCGAGCCGAGAAAACGUCAGAGUCCGAAUGAGAAGUAUGAGAGAAAAAAUUCACGGUAAGUACAUACACAACUUGGCAAAAAAUC
Molecule: messenger RNA, 2238 nt
Organism: Photinus pyralis (common eastern firefly)
Lineage: Eukaryota; Metazoa; Arthropoda; Insecta; Coleoptera; Lampyridae
Product: tudor domain-containing protein 1-like
Exons: 2
Coding region: 224-2212 (662 amino acids)
Source: RefSeq, a predicted model, not a curated record